Messenger RNA from Fragaria vesca subsp. vesca, 891 nucleotides. Its product is annotated as syntaxin-112-like. The coding region runs from base 1 to 891 and encodes 296 amino acids. The record is from RefSeq and is a predicted model, not a curated record. The transcript has a single exon. Lineage: Eukaryota; Viridiplantae; Streptophyta; Magnoliopsida; Rosales; Rosaceae. Gene Ontology annotation, biological process: vesicle fusion; exocytosis; intracellular protein transport. Gene Ontology annotation, molecular function: SNAP receptor activity; SNARE binding. Gene Ontology annotation, cellular component: endomembrane system; plasma membrane; SNARE complex.
AUGAAUGAUCUGAUGACCAAAUCGUUCACCAGUUACGUGGACCUUAAGAAACAGGCCAUGAAAGACAUUGAAGCAGAACCUGACUUGGAGAUGGGGCAACUUGAGCCUGCUGAAGAACAGAAUCUUGCAAAUUUUUUUGAAGAAGUGACAGCAAUCAAGGCUGACAUGGAAGAGAUUUCGAACCUGCUUCUUGAUCUUCAGGAUCUGAAUGAAGAAACCAAGUCCACACACAGUGCUAAAGUUCUUCGGGGGCUGAGAGACAGAAUCAAUGCUGACAUGGUUAGUAUCCUGAGGAAAGCGAAGAACAUCAAAGCAAGGUUGGAAUCGCUUGAUCAGUCUAACAUUGCUAACCGAGAGGUGGCUGGGUACAAGGAAGGAAGCCCUGUUGAUAGAAUGAGGAUUUCGGUGACUAGUGGACUGAGAGUCAAGCUGAGAGAUAUGAUGAAUGAUUUUCUGGCAUUGAGGGAACAGAUUGUUAAGGAGCACAAAGAGGGUCUCAAGAGGAGGUACUAUAAUGCAACCGGAGAGGAAGCAACUGAAGAAGUGAUUGAGAAGAUUUUGAGAAGCGGGGAGGUCAAAGUUUUUGAAGGGAAAACAGAGCUGGUGAUGGAGAAUCAGGAAAGAGAUGAGGCCUUGAAGGACUUGAAGAGAAGCUUGACAGAACUGCAUCAAGUUUUCCUGGACAUGGCUGUGUUGGUUGAAGCACAAGGUGAACAGAUUAAUGAUAUCGAAAAGAAUGUGGCUGAUGCUGCAGUUUACAUAAGUGGUGGAACCAAGGAACUCCUUCAUGCUAAGCAGUUGAAGAAGAAAAGAGGAAAGUGGGUUUGUUGGAUUAUGGCUUUUGUGCUGUUUGUGUUAUUGGUGUGCUUUAUUUCCAUCAUAGCUGCUUGA